Molecule: messenger RNA, 879 nt
Organism: Colletotrichum destructivum
Lineage: Eukaryota; Fungi; Ascomycota; Sordariomycetes; Glomerellales; Glomerellaceae
Exons: 2
Coding region: 1-879 (292 amino acids)
Cellular component (GO): mitochondrion
Source: RefSeq, a predicted model, not a curated record
AUGACCCCAACCGAUACCCAAAAAGGCUUGGAAAGCAAAAUCCAAGAGUCAUGCUCCCUUCCGGGACAGUUGGCGGGCGACUUGGCGGCGGGUGCUGUCUCCGCCAUGCUGAUCUCUCCGGCAAUUACCAUGCUAGACAGGGCCGUGGUUGAGCGGACAACCACAGGACGGCCCCUCAUCCGAGGUCUCAUCUCACAGCUACGCUCCGCCAUCCGUCGACCCCGCGGUUUCUUCCUCACCCGGCCGCUCGGCAUCGUCUGGACCCUGUACGCGGCAACCUACGUCACCGCCAACGCCGCGACGACGGUGGCCGUGAGAUACGACGGCGCCGCUGCCGUAGGCACCGCCACCUUCGCCUCCACCCUGCUCGUCAAUGUUCCCCUCGGUGUAUGGAAAGACCUCCGCUUCGCCGAGAUCUUUGGUUCCGGAUCAACACUCGAGGCGGGCAAGUCGGUGACGACAACGACGACGACGACGACGACGGCGGCGGCACCCCGGGGCCUUCCCAGGGCCGCAACGGCGACGUUCCUCCUCAGAGAUGCCGUGACCAUCUUCGGCUCCUUCACGCUGCCGGGCUGGGUAUCGUCGGCCAUCCCAGACUCCGUGAUGGUGUCCUCACAUUCCAAGACAACCAUCACGCAGCUGGCAGUCCCCGUCGUCUCGCAGCUGGUGGCCUCGCCGAUCCACCUCAUUGCGCUGGACUACUACGAGAGGCAGACCCGGUUGCCGUUCUCCGACAGAGUGGCCCGGACGCGGGGGCAUGUGCCGUCGACGGUUGUCAUGCGUUGCGUCAGGAUCAUACCGGCGUUUGGCAUCGGGUGUUUGGCGAAUCUGGAGUUUCGGACAUUCUUUCAAAGCUGGGCUUCCAGGGUGACAUAG